This is a messenger RNA of Microthlaspi erraticum, 894 nucleotides long. NCBI's taxonomy places the organism in Eukaryota, Viridiplantae, Streptophyta, Magnoliopsida, Brassicales, Brassicaceae. The record is from the annotation of a GenBank genome assembly.
AUGGUUCUCAUAUUGAAGAAACGCAGAGUUUGUCCUAUGAGAGUCAUCAGUCUCAGCGCAUCUUCUCAAUCUAUAAAAUAUAAGGCUGAACUUAGCCUAAAGGAAUCCCAAGAUAAAGCCGACAUAUCUAAGGUUUUUCAUUGCGACGGUUUGUUGUUAUGCACCAUCAGAGAGAGUAAACUUGUGGUUUGUAAUCCAUGUUUAGGGAAAACCAAGUGGAUCCAACACUAUACUGCUCGCUACUGGAACACUAAGUGUGCUCUAGGUUACGUAGACAACAAGUCUUGUCGUAGCUACAAAAUCUUGAGCUAUUCUUUUAAGCCUAAUAACCGAGUUGAUGAGUUUGGAAUCUAUGAGUUUAGCUCUGACACAUGGAGAGAUCUUGACGUAGACACUGAUGACUUCGUCAUGGUUUUAGAGCAUGCAGUGUCUUUGAAGGGAAAUGUUUACUGGUGUGUCAAAGAUAAAACGGACAAGUUUGAUUCCGUACUAUGUUUUGAUUUCAGAAGUGAGAGACUUAGACGUCUGUGUUUCCCGAAUUUUCAGACCCGUGGUUUCAAUCAUCUAUCAGUUACUAGAGAAGAACAACUCUCAGUGUUACAUCGGUGCUAUGCUCCAUUACAGAUGGAGCUGUGGGUUACCAAUGAAAUUGAUACUGAAGCAGAGUUGUCAUGGAGCCUUCCGUGGUCCUUGAGUUAUUUAAUCGACGAAGAGAAGAAAGUGUUCGUUUGUUGUAUUCAAUUUAAUGGUCAUAGCACCAAGAACACUUUAUACAUUUUUGGAAAGGAUGGUAAACGUAUCUCAAAGAUGACUUUUGGAGAGUCUACAUACUACAAUCAAUGGUGGCCACAUAUUUUCAAUUACGUUCCAAGUUUUGUUCAAAUCCAGCAAUAG